CAUCCACAGCCCGUCGUCGUGCGCUGGUGCAAGAGCAAGUGAGCCCAGGCGCCACGGUAAAAUGUGCAAUUGAAAACGUGAAAUUUGAAUCUUUGGUGAACUUUGGUGAUAGCAGCGCAAUUUGUAAACUUCCAGCAGGUCAGCCAACCGCUACUGAUCGGGAUUCGUGUUCGUAAGUAGCAUUAUGUUCCCUUUCUCCUCCCUGCAAGUCGAGUAUAGCAAUUUUCAUCGGUCAUCGCAAAUCAUGUCGAACGCCCUGAGCAUGAGCAACUCCGGCUUUCCACACUCGUGGAUCGUCUCCGGGCAGGACUUCUGCCCGAUCACGUACUCCUCGAUCCAGGGCCACAACUCGGGCGUCUCGAGCAACCUCGCAACGGUCGAGCCGGGCCUGAUCGAGCUGCGCAAGGAAAAGUCGCGCGAUGCGGCCCGCUCCCGCCGCGGCAAGGAGAACUACGAGUUCUACGAGCUGGCAAAGAUGCUGCCCCUGCCGGCCGCCAUCACCAGCCAGCUGGACAAGGCGUCCAUCAUACGGCUCACGAUCAGCUACCUGAAGCUGAAGGAGUUCAGCGAGAACGGCGUGCCGUCCUGGUGCAAGGACCCGAUCGGCUUCCAGAACUACAACGCGCCGCAGUACUUCAACGAGAUGUUCGAGACGCACCUCGGCACGCACAUCCUGCAGUCGCUGGACGGGUUCGCCAUCUCGACCGGCGUGGACGGGCGCUUCCUCUACAUCUCCGAGACGGUCUCGAUCUACCUCGGCCUGUCGCAGGUGGAGAUGACGGGCAGCAGCAUCUUCGACUACGUGCACAAGAACGACCACGCCGAGGUCGAGCAGCAGCUCGGCAUCAAGAAGGGGGCGGAGUACGCGAGCUACGGCGGGUACGGGGACGAUGGGCCGACGGCCGAGAAGCCGACGGUGCUGAAGCUGGGCAAGGAUGCGCCGGGCGGCAAGGGCCUGCUGCCGGGCGAAUCGUACGAGGGCGACGAUCGGGCGUUCUGCAUCCGCAUGAAGUCGACGCUGACCAAGCGCGGCUGCCACUUCAAGUCGUCCGGCUACCGGGUGAUACUGCUGCUGUGCCACCUGCGCAAGAAGGGCGCGGGGCAGGAGGAGAGCCACACCGACAAGCAGACGGUGAUCGGGAUGGUGGGCAUCGGGAUCGCGCUGCCGCCGCCCUCGCUGCACGAGAUCAAGCUCGAGUCGGACAUGUUCGUGUUUCGCACCAGCCUCGACCUAACCAUCAUACACUGCGAGAACAGGAUUUCCAGUUUUCUGGACUACACCGCCGACGAGCUGAACGGGAAGAGCAUCUACAGCCUCUGCCACGGUCAGGAUGCGCACAAGCUGAAAAAGAGCCACAGUGAGCUAAUUCAAAAGGGCCAGGUGCUGACCCCGUUCUACCGCAUCCUGAACAAGAACGCGGGCUACUUCUGGAUCCAGUCCUGCUGCACGAUGGUCUGCCAGACGAAGAACAUGAGCGACCAGACGGUGAUCUGCGUCAACUACAUCAUCACCAAGCCGGAGAAGGAGAACCUCAUCCUGGACAUCUCGCAGAUCCCGUCAGCGGCGGGCGUGCUCGGCGACUACCAUGCGAAGGUGCUGCCGCCCGCCACCGGCGCGGCCGGCUCGAAAAAGCCCCAGCCCGCCGACGGGUACGAGCUGGAGACGGGCGGCGUUACCCAUCCCCACCACGGCCACCAUCACGGCGACGGCGGCGGCGGGUACCAUCUGGACGGGGGUGCCUCGCACGUCGACCACAAGGUGGACCUGCUGGACAAGGCCGGCCUCGGCAAGGGGGGCGGCGUCGGCGGGCUGGCGAUGGCGUACGGUGCCGACAAGAAGGAGCACGACUACAAGGACAAGCUGCUGGAGCAGCGCGAGAAGGGCUGCAGCAAUAGCAAGCACCAGCGCCUCAAGAGCGGCAGCCCGAUGCUGAACACGAUGCCGAACGAGAACGGCGAGCGGCUCGACGCGAAGAAGUCGUCCGGCGGCAAGAAGAGCGUCAACAACCGGGCCAGCGUCAUCCGGGUGCUGAACAAACCGUCGAAGAAGGUGCUGCAGGAGUCCCACUAGAGGGCAACCAAUCAAUCUUCCAUCACACACCCACACAGCCAGCGAUCAACAAGGCAGUGUGCUUUACCAUUUGGAUUAGUGUUUUAUAGUGGGACGACCCUAUCCCCUCUUCCAUGCUCUGCUCACGCAACCUCAUCUGUUAGUGGAUUAGUGAUACGCCAUGCACUCACACACAGGGUUGGUGUCGAACGUAUUAGUGCUAGAGUUAAUUACCCAAUCGCUUUGUGUCUAGAGCCGGUGGCGUACGUUUUAUAAUAGUAGUAAGUAGUAGACUCGCGUUUUUUUCACGAGCAUUUUUCUCAGCAAAGGAAUAAGAAAGCAGAAGAAGAAGGACGUUAGGCAUUGCUCGCGUUUGAGUUAAAUAGUUGUUUUAUUUCGCUUCGUUUACAUAUUGCCAUAAGAAAGGGGUUUCGCAUCUCGAGCGCGGGCCCGGCUGGAGGAGGGCCUUGCCGGAGGGAUGCCGGGGCGGACUGGUCGUGCAGGCAUCCAAGCAGAAACUGCGCCCUGCCCUCCCCGAAACAGGAAUGUCGUUUGGCGCUGCUCUCACUUGCUGAUGAUUGGUUUAAAAACGGAAAUCGCAACGGAAAAAUAAGUGCACGCGCCUCAUCCUCCUAGGGCACUCACUCACACUCACUAAUAAAAUCAAUGCACGACCAACAUGGUCCCAACCCCCUCCCCCCCCCCCUCUACUUCCAGGCUCCCAUGCCGUUUCUGCGCGCUCACUGUGAACGUUUGCUACAAUGCUAAAUAUAAUAAACCUUAAUUGUAAAGCAAUAAUUAAAA
Anopheles merus is the source of this 2854-nucleotide messenger RNA. Its product is annotated as protein trachealess-like. Lineage: Eukaryota; Metazoa; Arthropoda; Insecta; Diptera; Culicidae. Gene Ontology annotation, molecular function: protein dimerization activity; DNA-binding transcription factor activity, RNA polymerase II-specific; RNA polymerase II transcription regulatory region sequence-specific DNA binding. The record is from RefSeq and is a predicted model, not a curated record. Bases 185 to 2071 code for a protein of 628 amino acids. Gene Ontology annotation, biological process: regulation of transcription by RNA polymerase II. The transcript is spliced from 6 exons.